CACCACUGACUUGAUUGAUGCUUGAUAUUAAUUUGAAAAUGUGAUCUGAUAUAAGUUAGGCAAGCUACUAACCACCUAAGGAGGCUGUCAUUGCGAUGGGCAUAAUUUACAAGCAUCAUGAUAUGUUCGCUAUACAAGUAAAAUGUCUAAUUGCAGGGCGUUUGCUGACAAGUUUGACCCGUACAAGAGUGGCGUGUAUUGUGCUAUAUUGUGAGAAGAUACCGAGCCGGAUACCGUAAAUUGGCCAAAUCCUUAAUAAGUCUUCCAGGUUCUGAUUCUGAGUAUCCUAUCAAUUUCUCCAACGAUCUUUGGAAGUCUCGCGGCAACACAGGAAAAGAAUUCAGUGACGACAGGCGUGGCGGAGUAGAAGGCUGGAUGUUAGCAUUGCUAGGAUCAGCCACACCACUAUAGAAUCAUGUCUAGCAUGUUCCUCGGUGACAAGAAAACACCAGACCUCAGUAUAGGGUGUCAAAAUAAACUCAGCUUAAAGUAUGUGAAACUUACGCAAAUCUACCUAAGUAUUUUUGUCACUCAGGGUCAAGGUCCCAAGUUUUCUUUCAUCCCCUAGCAUGUACCAGCGAGUGGCAGGAUUUUCUGGACUUCCUAGGCUUUCCCACACACACACACCAACGCCGAGCGUCAUAGGGGUGCCAUAGUUGUAUUUGAGCAUGGUUCAUGGAUCUGAGGUCCAUUUACGAGGCGUUUGAUCGCACCGCCACCAUUUUGGUUCACCUGAGGGAAGUUAAGUUGAGCAGGGAUUGGUUCAGCUUCGUUGCCCAGUCCCCUGAACCAAUGCUACCUGGGUACCUUGGCCCAGGGAAACAGAACAGAGGUUGAAGACAAGCCUUCAGCUGGGGCGUUUCGAUAGAUUGAAACGGCAGGUAUGUAGGUUCAUUUGAUGUCCGCUCAAAAAGGAGCGAAAACCACUAGACUACUACAAACCAGAAGGGAUUGUCAUUGUGAAUUAGUUAUCUUCGUCUCGUUUCUCCUUGCAAUAAUCGAAUGCCCUAAGAAGCCCGGACAGAGUGGGCGGCAGUAAGUCUUCAUUGUUUCCCAUGUUUCUUGUUUCUUGUUCCUUGUUCCUUUUCUCGCCUUCGAGUCAACUCGAUCCGCCUCUCAACCUACGAUAGAGCAGUGACAUGCCGCUUAUUACGAUAGCUUGUGGAACCUGUUUGCCUUAUCGAUUUGGAGAACCCGAAGGUAAUCAGUGGGCCGUCCUGAGACUAGAUAUACCGAUACUCUCGACCCAAGUACAGGUAGGCCCUUCAGUAUCCGAGAUGUCAUAAAGUAAGAACGACGCCAGAAGCAGCUGUCAUCAUCUCCCGCUCAGCGUGGAAGCGUCUUCCCGCCUGUCCUCCGUCUUGCAGGCACAUGCUAUUGACUGUAGUAAGAUGGUAUGUAUAUGCGCCUCGGGCGGCCCCGUCAGUGGCUGAGAUUUCGACAUCCAGUUCCGCAAAGCAAGGGCUGUGCUGGGGUGUAAGGUCAAAAGAGGAGAGAAGAGCGUCGAAGAGGCGGUUUGCCAAUAAAACAGUAAAUCACUGUCGAUGAUGACUCCAUUGGGAUCGCGAUUGCAAGAUGCAGGCAAAUCAUCCACUCCAGUUGGACGGUGGUGAAUGUCUUGGCUGGCUGACCAAAUGAUGGAUGUUUCCUCAGCAGGGAAUAACGGUACCUGACGUCAAAGUACCUUGAAACGAAAAUCAGUCACUUUCAGUUAGACCUUUCCCCAGCACGUUUCUAGCCCGUCGCUUCAUACCAGAAACGUAUUCGCAUCGCCCACUUCUGUCCUCUUUGGCGCUCUUCGGGCUUUCACUUUGGGCUGUGGUCAUCUUCCGCUCCGGGGCGUUCCCCAACAGGCGCGCGUUUCCCGUUCCCCUACGUUUCCACUGGUUUUCGCGUCGCUGGCGUGUUUUGUUGGCUUCCCUAGGUAGGCGAGACACCGAUACCAAUAUAUCUCGAUAUUUAUAUCUAAGGUAUGAAUGAUCGUCGCGUGAAAUAAUUGUGUUUCAGCUGCAUGGCACAUAGUGCUUUCCCAAAACAAUAAAGAAAACAUUCGUGACGAGAUAAUUUGAGGUAAGGAAGGUGACAGGGUACAUUGAACCCAAGGUACCUACCAGGUUUCUGGCACGAUCCCACCUGAGAGACAGGACAGGCCUUUUUGGGAGGAACCAGCCCGGCAGCUGUCAACAAUCAAUCCACUGACACACGCCCACACACUCUUUCCCUCUUCCAUACCCCACUUAUUCAACUGGCCAUGCUUUGUGAUCCAAUCAGGAAAGGUUCUUACCCACUUGCCCACUUUCAGAGGCCCUCACUAUCGCUCAUCGCCCGUCUUCGCCUCGCAUCUCUCUCAUCGGCCGCCUUGUUCACUUUCUUUCUCUACGUCUCCUUGCACAACUCUCCUUCAGUGCUACAUCGUCAUUAACUGUCAACCAUUCUCACGGAUACAUUGGCUCGUUGUCAUUUCCCCAGAAUACUUACCUUAAAUCGUCCUUUCUUCACACUACUGUAUUGCCGGUUCUCGAGCCUCAAUUCUGUUUGUUGCAUUCCUCGCCUAAGCCACCCACUGCCCACAGCGUAAACCCGCCCACCCAGUGCUUGCUUCUUUCUUCACUCGCCUCUCUGCCCUGACCCGGGGGAAAAUAUCAGCUCUCGCCACGUCUCCAGCCACACAUUAAUCCAUCUCGCCCCGAUAUGUGCCUUUGGCCCAAGGCUGUUGCGACAUCGAAACCUCGAAAUUGAUCGCAUGCUGGAUCAGAUUUGCAUUUGAUUAUUCCAAUUCUCUGCUUUCCAUCUGCCUCUAUGGCAUCGGACGCUUCCGCCUUUACCGCGAUUGACCCCCCGCCCGCAACGCGCGCAGAGGCGACCCCUCCUGCUAUCAUCCCUUCAGACGACGCUGCUAUCAGAUUGCUCAAACGGCCUCGUUCAACGUCACCUUCAUCGCCGCGCUCUCUCGUCGCGCAGUCGCAGGGACUCCUGGGACUUGGAUCACCGGCCAAGUCUGCCCGUUUGGCACUCGCGUCGAGUAUUUCUCCGACGCCUUUGACCGCGGCAGCUGCCCUCGAAGACGAGCGCCGGCGACGCGAAGUUGACGAUCACGACGACGGGACACGAGCCCCAGCACCCACGAGCGACAAUCCUAGCCACCGAGUUCUAACUUCCCUCAUGUCUGGAGCGGUUCAGGCUAUGAGCCGCCCUGCUGACGCGCCUCAGCUAGCACCAACAGCUACCAUGGACCCAUCUCCAAAGCCUACAAACCCCGUGUCGCUGGCGCAAACCGCGACAAGUCAGGUUGAAGAGCAUGGCGCACCAAGUCCACAGAGCACCAACAGCCUUGUUGGGGUCCCUGUUACCGAAAGCCCGACUCCAAUGGAAGUGGACGCACCCAAAGUUGAUCAACAGCAGCAUCACCAGUCGUUACAGCAAGUAGUCGGGCAGGAAGAGAGACAUCAGCCUGGAUCCCUAUCUUACCCUGGUUCUCUUCAGGCUACGGGCAACCUGACAGAAACCCCAACUCGAGGCAUGAGCUUUCCGAUGCCUACCCCAGGCCAGACAUCUCCUACAUCAUCUGGGUCAAAGAAGCACAAAUGUCCUUACUGCAAUACUGAAUUCACACGCCACCACAACCUCAAGAGCCAUUUGCUGACGCAUAGCCAAGAGAAACCUUACGUUUGCACGGAAUGCCAGAUGCGUUUCCGUCGCCUGCACGACCUCAAGCGUCACGGUAAACUGCACACUGGUGAGAAGCCCCACGUUUGCCCCAAGUGUGACCGAAAAUUCGCUCGCGGCGAUGCGCUCGCUCGUCACUCUAAGGGCGCUGGUGGCUGUGCUGGGCGGCGAUCCAGCAUGGGUAGUUUCGUUGAUGACAACGAUAUUGAGACCAGUCUUGGCGAAGCUGAUGAAUCGGCCAUGUCUGGACUUACGUACGAUAACGCUGAGGAAGAUGAAUUGAGACGUCAAAGUUUACCAAGCAUCACCGCCCAGCAUGUUGCAGGAGCACAAGUUGAUGGCUACAACACCCAUGCUCGGACAUAUCCACCACCUGGUGCUCGACCUGGGACUGGGGGACUUUAUCCCCCCAAUGUCAACCAAAAUCAGGCAAAUUCCAACCCUUCUCAGUCUGUCGCCAACAACAUUGCAGGGCACAAUUCUACCGCGGGAAUCGCAUCCGUUGCGGCCGCCAAUGCGAACAUGUAUUCCCAGACUGGCAUUACAGAGUCUCCAAAACCCUUGAGCCCUGGGGUGCAAGGACAUGACUCCAAUAAUUUGGCGCGCCAGCGCUCUCCUAGUUUGACCCAGCAGCUGCAGCAGGCGCAGUUUGGACGUCGAGCAUCGGAUAUACAGUCACCGCAUAACUCGCAGCCCCGACCCAAGCUUCCCGGUUUGUCGCAUCCUGAGUUCGCGGCGCCUGGGUCAACCGGCUUCUCUCACACCCGGAGCGGCAGUGGCGCGCAGUCUAUCAACGACAGCGGAAACAUGUUUGCUCAGAGUGAUCCGAGUGUGUGGGCGUAUGUUCAGGCGCUAGAGGAGAAAGUCAAGGCGCUUACAGAUAAGGUUUCGACUUUGGACCAUGUCGUUGCAGACUUGAAACAACAGAUGGAAACACGCGAUGCCGCCGCGGCGGCCGUCGCCAAAGUAUAACACAGCCUGCAUUACACUCAUUCAUGAGUGCUUCCGUACUGCGUUACUAUAUACCAAAGCACACAGAGACGACCUUCGUUUUUUUAACCUUGAGAAGUAUUUGGCAUGGUGCUCAGGGAGGCGUUUAUGGGACAUUGGGGCAUGCUUUUUUUGUUUUUCCUUUUCUGUUUCUGUGGAAGGUAGGGACCUCCACGCCAAAAGAACGGGGCACGGUCUAGUCAUGAUUAUCCCGUCGUUAUUUCAUGUAACAUAUAUUGUUGUUUUGUCCAGAUACUGUGCCUCGUGGCAGCAGAGAUCUAUGUGCUAGUACAGGUGUGAAAGAGUUGUAUUAUGCAGAGUGGAAGCUUUGUAUAUAGAGAGUCUAGCUCGUCGAGGGCCAUAAGCUCUUACUAGAGUGAACAUGGCAAGUGAUUAAGUUCUGUCAUCGUCUGCUGUAUGUUGAGGAUGUGCAUCUUGUUAUCUGUGGCUAGCCGAGGCUCGUGGAAUUUGAUGGUUCCUGCCGGGUAGCAGGGCGCUGACUGGGGAAUAAUUAAUUGGGGACUCUGAGACACAGCACAGUUGACGGCGGAUAUUUACUACAGUGGGUCGGCAAAAGUCCCGACACAUAGCUAAAAAGGCUCCUUGAUUUUAUUUAUUAUAUAAUAAGCU
This is a messenger RNA of Fusarium verticillioides 7600, 5286 nucleotides long. RefSeq lists its product as hypothetical. Gene Ontology annotation, biological process: regulation of transcription by RNA polymerase II. Gene Ontology annotation, molecular function: RNA polymerase II cis-regulatory region sequence-specific DNA binding; DNA-binding transcription factor activity, RNA polymerase II-specific. The record is from RefSeq and is a predicted model, not a curated record. The transcript has 2 exons. NCBI's taxonomy places the organism in Eukaryota, Fungi, Ascomycota, Sordariomycetes, Hypocreales, Nectriaceae. The coding region runs from base 2800 to 4638 and encodes 612 amino acids.